This is a messenger RNA of Ailuropoda melanoleuca (giant panda), 10071 nucleotides long. RefSeq names its product sarcoglycan delta (gene SGCD). Lineage: Eukaryota; Metazoa; Chordata; Mammalia; Carnivora; Ursidae. Bases 811 to 1680 code for a protein of 289 amino acids. The transcript is spliced from 10 exons. Gene Ontology annotation, biological process: heart contraction; cardiac muscle tissue development. Gene Ontology annotation, cellular component: sarcoglycan complex; sarcolemma. The record is from RefSeq and is a predicted model, not a curated record.
CUGAGCAAGGGCGCCCGCAGCCGGGAGGAGGCAGCCCGGCUCUCUCGCUCGCUCUCUGCUCCAGUCGCUGCUGGGGGUUCCCGGCAGCGCGAUGCCGCUGUGCUCCUUCUAGGCGGCGGCCAGCGGAGGCUUCCUGCAGCCUCUCGGCCCACGCCGGCCCCCAUUCCACCGGCGAGUCCCCUAUCCCAGAGGACGCGCCCGGCCGCUCGAGCCGAAGCGAGCGCGAAGUCCGAAGUCCACCCCCAGCGCCGCCAACUUCCCUGGGAGCCCCUCUCCCCUCUGCAGCCUGCGCCAGCCCUGGGAGCGAUGCGCCCCCAGCCGGGCGGCGCGCCCUCUGCCAACUCGCCACCCAUGGGAUCGACUGCCCUGGGCUGCCCCGCUUGGAGCGCGUAGCCUUAGCCGCGUGGCCCGGGAGACGAGCGAGACACCCAGGCGUUUCACGGAUUCCACGCGGGCCAGUCUGCUGGGGUCCCCUCCGGGGGCAGCGUUCAUACCCAGGGUCACUUCGCGACCUGCUGUGUAAAUAUUUGCUGCUCAGAAGAGAGAGCUGUACAUCUUCUGCAUGGAAAUUAUGAGAGGAUGAUUUCAGGGCCUCAUCUGGUAUUUAGCUGCUUGUUUUCAUCACAGAGCGGACCUCAUUGGCUCUCAUCUCAAAGACGUGGAAGAAACCUCCGUCCUCAGAAAGCAGUAUUGGAACCUGUGUGGAGGUUAAGAAAACUAUCCCCUUGGUGGUGGCCCGAGGAGAUCAUCUAAACUCCAAUGUUGCCCUGAAAUUCGUGUUCAAGAUUCAAGAAAAUUAGGACUGCUAAGAUGCCUCAGGAACAAUACACACACCACCGGACCACCAUGCCCAGCUCCGAGGGGCCACAGGUAUACAAGGUGGGCAUUUAUGGCUGGCGGAAAAGAUGCCUGUAUUUCUUUGUCCUACUCCUGAUGAUUUUAAUACUCGUGAACUUGGCCAUGACCAUCUGGAUUCUCAAAGUCAUGAACUUCACAAUUGAUGGAAUGGGAAAUUUGAGAAUCACAGACAAAGGUCUAAAACUAGAAGGAGACUCAGAAUUCUUGCAACCUCUCUACGCCAAAGAAAUCCAGUCCCGACCAGGGAAUGCCCUGUACUUCAAAUCAGCCAGAAAUGUUACAGUGAACAUUCUCAAUGACCAGACUAAAGUGCUAACUCAGCUCAUCACAGGUCCAAAAGCUGUAGAAGCUUAUGGCAAAAAGUUUGAAGUAAAGACAGUUUCUGGAAAAUUGCUCUUCUCUGCAGAUAGCAAAGAAGUGGUGGUAGGAGCUGAGAGAUUAAGAGUUUUAGGAGCGGAGGGCACAGUGUUCCCUAAAUCUAUAGAGACACCUAAUGUCAGGGCAGACCCCUUCAAGGAACUAAGGUUGGAGUCCCCGACCCGGUCUCUGGUGAUGGAAGCCCCAAAAGGAGUCGAAAUAAAUGCAGAAGCCGGCAAUAUGGAAGCCACCUGCAGAACUGAGCUGAGGCUGGAGUCCAAAGAUGGAGAGAUUAAGUUAGAUGCUGCGAAAAUCCAACUACCUAGACUGCCUCACGGAUCCUACACGCCUACAGGAACGAGGCAGAAGGUCUUCGAGAUCUGCGUCUGCGCCAAUGGGAGAUUAUUCCUGUCCCAGGCAGGAACUGGUUCCACUUGUCAGAUAAACACAAGUGUCUGCCUUUGAGAGACCAUCCAUAGUGGACGUUGUCGGCAGCAUAAAGGCCAUUUUUGGCUUUAGACACUGGCUGCCAGCUAUUUUUACUAGAACACAGAAAGCCUAUCAAAGACCUUGUGUGCGUGUGUGUGUGCGUGUGUGGAUGCGUGUGGGUGGAUAUAAAUAUAUAUAAAUAUAUAUAAAUAAAUAUAUAUAUCCUCUGUAUAAAAUGAGGUUUCAGUACAAAAGGAACCAUGGGUGACCCUGUGAUAUCCAUCAUCAUUUCCAUGUCAACCCCACCACCUACAUGAUAAGAUCAAGACACUGAUUCAGGCCCAAUAUUCCCCACACCCUUCAGAAUCACACAGUGAAUCAGACACUUACCGAAUAUUCACCGACAUGUUUCAGGAGCCACGUAUCUUCCCCUUUAGUGUCAUUACAGGGCAGUGAUGGCGGGAAUCUCCAAGUCACGCUAAAGCACCAAGACUCUCAUAUUGAAAUAGACAUUUUGUUUCCAUUCUUAGCAUUAGGAAGGCCAGCCAAUUUCCCCCUCGUCAAGUGAGGGAUGAGGGGCAGUGCCAUAGAAGUCAGCUGCAGGAACACAAAAUAGCUGUUCUGCCUUCAUAGCCAGUGCACUGGGGCUUUUGUAGUUGGAUGAAUGUGGAGGAUGAAUUCCAGCAAAGUUUGAACUGCUCACCCAAGUCCUGCUAUCUUCCUUCAAAAUCACGUAUUAUCCCACAGGCAAAAUAGGAGUUGUAAAUCAGCACAAAAUAGGAUAACAGCCGCUCCUUAGAUGGCUAGAAGCUACUCAGUGGCCUGACAGGCAAAGAAUAAGUGGGUGAGAGGUCUCUGUUUAAAGGAAAAAAUGGCACAAAAUCUGUUUCAUCCUCACUUCUGACUUUAUCCAGCAGACUCCAGCCCCAAAUGAUCAGGUCAAUCAAAAUCCUCAAGAGAGGAACCCCCACCUGAAGAGAAGCCAUUUAGGGAUGGAAACCUAAUUAAGAGUAGCAUAGAAAACCGAAUUAAUUUUUGUUUGUUUCCUGAGAUUGGUAAGUAAUUUAGAGACUUGCCUUUUAUUUUGAAAGGCAUGCACAAACUCUGGCUUCAAUCUUCUUACAUAUAUUUUUGUUGGGAUAGUCCUAUUCCUAAAUCCACCACAUGUUUUCUCCAAGAAUAGUGACCCAAGAAUCACAGAUCUGAAAUACAUGCCCCCAGAAAUGGUCACUGGAAAGGGAUAUAAACUGAGUCACGUGUCUCUCGCAGACUCGCUGUGUUCCCGCGGCCCAGCAGCACCCCUACUAUCUGAUACAUGGAAGCAGCUCCCUAGUUCCCGCCAUCAGCUACCUCUCAUCCUUCCACCUUCAUCAUUGUGCUCCAGGGUCACCCUGGCCAGCUCUUGUGCUGGGACAGGGGAUUACACCAUCUCUGUUCAAAGAGGGGGAAAUGUGCCUAUGCCUUAAGUCAAUGCACUCAGCAAGGAGAAGCACACCCUAGUUAUCUUGUCGUUAUAACUGUAGUUUAUUUUGGGUGAUUGGAGGGGAAUCAUUUAGUCAUGAGUGGGCCUCUUAAAAGCUGGUCGACAAACCAAGUGGCUGACAGAGGUGGGCUCUCAGGAGCCCAAAUGGAGUCGUAACUGGCUUAGACAGUCCCGGACGCCAUUUGGCAAGCAGCGGCCCCACAAUCCUAAAUGAGAUCAGAUUUGUAGGCCUGAAUGGCAUUUGUGUUUUCUUCAACAAGGUUUUAAUUUUUCUUACUUCACAAGUGGGGGAAGAUUUGUCAUAGGAAAUGAGUAAGAGAUUUGAUAUUUUUGAGAGGACACUCAAGCUUCAGCCUGAGGUUUGCGUACAGAGGCUAGAAAAGCAAGCUGUGUGUUGCUUAGUCAAGUAGGAGCAGGUGGGGGCCGGAGAGGGGGAGGUUUCCUAGGCUGACCAGCAGCCCUGCUGGCUUCCAGACCCCAUACUCCCUCCAGUCACUCCUCCUCAGUAUCCCGCGUAGAAGAAUUGAGUUGUUCAAGGGCAGGACUACUUAGUUUGUAGCAGUAGAGGCUAAAAAGGAAAACCUUAAGGUAUCAAGUUGCUCUGGAUUGGUAUUAUUUAUAUCCUGUAGGAUCAUACUGCCAGCAUCUGCGUGUACUACAUACGGGGUUUUGCCAAAUAGGAGAGGGCCCCCUUGACUACGAGGAACAUCUAUUCCUUGUCAUUGAGACAAACAGUAGUAGCUAUGAGGCCCUCCAUGGCUAAAUACCUUAACACAAAAUGUUUUCAAGCAGACAGACCAUCUUUGCAUUUUGCCAUCUUAAGUACAAAAUCUAUAGAUGACAAGAAAACAAAAGAUUCCCUGAACCUCUUUCCUCUGAUUUUGUUCUCAUUAUCAUAUGCAAGUCUGAGAUCAGCACCUUGGGGAUUUUAUGCCAAUAGAAAGAGUGAUGUGAUCGCACUUGCAGAAGUUGAUCCUAAAGGUAAUCAGAUCACGAACAGGAUGAAAAUAAUAACAGAAAACCAAGAAUAGAAAUCAAGCACCUAUGGGGAACAGACAUGAUAAAAAAUUUUGAUUUUCAUUUGUACUAAGUGACUAUAAUAUACCAGGUAAUAGGCAGGAAACUUGGCUUGGACUGAAUUAUGUAUUUCAGUUCAGACUAUAGAAUUGAGUAAAAUGCAUUCAAAGUUCCUCAGUGUACAUUUUGUUCUCCCUCCCAACUUCCUCCAACUAGAAUAUUUGUCCUUGGUCAUGAGAGAAAGUUUUAAUUCUGGAAAAAAAAUAUUUUUUACAUUAAAAUCCGAUAAACUUUAAUUUUAAAAAGUGAGAUUCUUUCUAACCUUUAUAUAUAUCUUCCAGACAAUCACACUCCAGUAUAUUAAACAGCAGGUGGCAUAACAAAGAGUUCAAAUGAAUCAAUAUUCUAGAAGUUCUAGUAUGCUAAUAGUCUUCAGAAGAUCUUUAAAAAUUAAAAAGUGAUCUCCAAAUAUGUUUAGCACUCAGUUCAAUUUGUUAUCUGUUCAAUAAGUCGUAACAUUUCCAUCUUAAACUACUAGCAUAUGACAAAGGUUUUCAAAAGCCCUCUGGUGGCAUCUCUGUAGGUGGAAAUUUGGUAUGAGGCUUUCUAAUUGUUCUGUUACCCAAGGGAUAGAUCUUACAAAUUUGAAUUGGCUUUAACUUCCUUUAGGUCAGUUUCCUUUGGAUGAUUUUCACUGUAUAUCCAGCAACCAUAGACCAAAGAUUGCUUAAAGUUUAACUCUACAGCAGGGGUCAGCAAACUGUGGUCCCUACACCAAACCUGGCUCAUCACCGGUCUUUCUCAAUAAAGUUUUAUUGUAACACAGACACAUCUAUUCAUUUCCAUGUUGUCUGUGGCUGAUUUCAUUCUAUAACAACAGGGUCAGGUAGUUACCAGAGACCUCAUCUGCAAAGCAUAAAAUACUAUUUGGACCUUUCCAGAAAAGUUUGCCAACCCCAACAUAGAGGUCAUUUGUGCUGUGUGUUGGACACAGCUGGAAAGAAAGCAAACUCCACAGUAGCAUGGAGUCACCCUGCAUUUCUGUGUGUGCUUAGGAAUAUAAAUUCUUGCCUAUAGAAAAAAGGCUUAUGUUACAUGUAAAAGUGAUCCACUUGUCUGAGAAAUGCAGGUUCACAGGAUUCUUGGGAAAAGGGAGGAUGGAAUUAGGGGAAGACUUAGUACAAAAAGAAAGCUAUGAUCCUCCAAGAGUUUUUUCCUUAGGACCCUUCCUAGAGAGGUGGUUCCUCGGGUCAGCAUCUGGGGGAGCCAGAAGAGAAGCAGAGGUCCUAUGAUUUAAAUUUAGAAUCUUUCUCCUGAAGGGACUGUUUCUGCAACGUCACAGGUUUUCCACCUCACCACAUAUUCCAGAAAGAUGCCCAUUCCAUGGUCCUCCAGAGAAUAUUUUUGACCUAACAUGUCUUGUCAACAUCCAUCAACUCCGUUAUUUACACCUCCAGUGCCCUCGCCAUUCCUGUUGUCUCCACCUAGCCUGAAGGGUUGGUGGGACCAAUAAAUAAUAUUGGAAAGCUAAUAAAUACUGGGGGAUGGGGAGAAAUACUGGAAGCAGCAUCUUAAAAUAGGUAGAAAGAAAAAACAUAGUAAAUGUCUUUCAUGAAGGUGUUUAGUGGGGAAACCAGAUCAACGCCAGUUUGGUUUUGUUUCCAAGAAUUUGGGUCUUUGUCCUGUGGUGUAGCAGGAAUACAAAAAAAAAAAAAAAAAAAAAAAAAAAAACAACCUAUUUUGAAUUCCAGCAUCUCUGCCUGUGUGUCUUAAGGCAAGUUCCUACCAGAGAUUUGUCCCUUCAGUCAACAUCCCUACCGCUAAAUCCAUACUUACAUUCAAUAUCAUUAAAACAGCAUCAGUAAUGAAUGAGGCUUUGUAAACAUGAGUGUUAAUGUCAGAAAAGAAAGUUUUGGGUUUUUUUUUUUUUAAUGAAAACAACCACCACCAUUUACCAGACCCUAAUCAACAUCACUUAAAGGGCCCUUUUGCAUUUUAUCUGGAUUCAACCAAAAGGAUUAAAUUGGCAACAGUACCCCCCACUUCUAGAAGCAGCUACAUGAGAAAAUCUUGCUUUUGUUGAUUUUAGGCAAAAGAUAGCAUGAUGUUUGGACCAAAGAGGUGAACAGAUCUCUGUAAGCACCUGAUCCUUAUUUUUUAAGGCUCCGUGAAAGGUGAGAAUCUCAUUUAAAUAAGCUGUAAACAAGACAAGACUGUUUGCUCUCUCUCCCCUGCACUAGGAGUUCAUAGGCACAGAAAGGAUAAAGCAGUUCCUGGAGUGAUAUAUUUGCAUGGUGGCCCAGUAGCAGGUGGGGAGAAAGGUUCUAAUAAAAGAAACAACCUUAGAAAACAGGCCUUUCAUCUCAAAGAUAAAAAUGUCUCUCUUUGGUCUUUCAUCACUUUCUCCUCAGGGGAAGGUUCCCCCACUUCCAACGUAUUUCCAUUAAAAUACUCAAAACUACUUUUGGGAUGUCAGAUGCAGCUCUUUCUUUGUGGCAAUCUGAAUUUAAAAUUAUACAGUUGCCUCUGAAUUUCUCAUUCACAAAGCUAAACCCACUGAUAAGAGAUAAAGCAGUCUGAAGCCGCUGCUCCAGCCAGCACACCACACUGCACACAUUAGCCCUUUCAAAAGCAAUGGGAUUUCUAUGGUUCUUAAAAGCUUGAGUCCUUGAAAUUUCUCAAGGCAGGUCUGAAUGGCAAAGGAAAAAAAUCACUAUUUGCAGGAAGUCCUUGUUUUAAGUAUGUUAGAGCACUAGUGUGGAAAAAAAAAAAAAUCUCCAGUUUAGGGUGACCCACAAUCGCCCAUGUUAUUUGCUUUGGUUUUACCCCCCGCCCAACAUACACACACACUUCCUGUUACAGAUACUGACAGAGCAGGAAAUUAGCAUCUUCCUUUGAGAAAAGAGAUCAAUUCUCCAAUGUGGGGCCCUUUGAUGCACUAGGCGGCGUGGUGUCCUAACAGUGUUGAUGGUAUCAAAGGCAUCACUAAGCAGUCUCAGCGGGUCCGACCGCAAUGCUAACUGCCCCUCCCCCAGUGCAACCCAGCAAGGGCCAACAGCAGCUCCGCGUCCGUGAGUUUGGCAACUGGAAUAGAGCAAAGGAGAACUUGCUGAAGGCAAGAAGUAUAUUUAGAGUCCAAAUCUACCUGUCCAUAGAACAGGAAGCCAGAGUAGCCCAAAAUGCCCCGCGAGGCAUGUAGACGCCCUCCGUAGCCAACGAAGGAGUUUGGCUUCAUCACUGAGCACUAGCUGAGGUCAGAUAAGUACAGAAAACACGAAGAAGGAAACAUCUGUUUUACCUAAAAUUUACUCUUCAGGUCCUCGGCUAGUAAUCCCUCUGCUGCCAAUGUCUUCACAACCCCCUUUGCCAUUCGGGUUAUGUUAGUGGAAUCAGCUCAGACUUCAGCAUGUGAGAAAUUCCCAGCUCAUCGGCUAGGUUACCCAGGAGCAGUAGAGCAAAGGAGCGUCCCAAGGCAGGAGGACGAUACUCGUUGACAAGGAAGAUGUUGGUGUCUUAGUCCCCCAUAUUCAUCAAAUCCAGGAGAUUCUAAAUUGGGAGUUAUAGGUUCUUUUGAGAAUCUGAGCAAAGUUCUCAACCUUCUCCCCAAGAAGAAUCACGCCCACAAAACUUUACAUAGAAUCAAAGCAAUUUUCUUGGACCUGAAGGCUACUUUAAGAUAUGGCUGAUGUUGGAUUCUUUUCUCCAAUAAUAAUUUUUAUUAACUGACAUUCAUUCAGCACUAUACGCUAAGCAUUGUGCUAAGUGUUUUACAUGCAUUCACUUAUUUCACCCUCAACACAAUCCUUUAAGGUCUAUUCUAGUUCCAAUUUACAGAUGUGGAGACUGAGGCUUAAAGAGAUUAGGAAACUUGCCCAAAGCCACUAGCUAGACAACAGCAGAGCUAGAAUGUGGGUCUAACUCCAACCCACUGUGCUAUGAAGUCACCAACAUGUCAAAUUUUUCAAGCUGUUGAGAAGUGUCUCCUACCAGCUUUGAGGCUAGACCUUCUUGGGUGGAUGAGGCUAUAAAACUUUGACCUCCCUUCUCUCUCUGGCCUCUCAUCCAUGACAGCAUCCAGUACUAAAGUGGAGAUACCUGCAGUGAAAAUAUAAGUGAUCUGUCUGAACGACAGAAUCUGAAACAAACAAAAUUCUGUUUGUUCCGUACGUGAUUCUUGUUAAGUCAGACUUGUCCUUACAAAUUGAAAGAUGCCCAGGUUGUCAGCCUUACAUUUAAGAGAAAAUUGUAAUACUCAAUGAUCUAUAGGCAUGGGCUAAGCAAGUCAGCAUUUCUGCACACAUAUAUCUCCUUCUCUGAUUCCUCACUUAAAAGACAAAUAUCUUAUUUUAGGUGAGGUCUUGGUUAUCAUACUUCCUGACCUUUACUUGUGGCAAAACUUACGGGGAGAAUCAAGUAGAAGGGAGCUCAGUCUCUGUUGUUGUCCCUACUUCCCUUUAAGAAGACAGGACUAGCAAGAACUCAGUUAGCAUCAUGCAUUCAAUACCCAAGCUGGCCACUUUGGUUCUAAAAAUGGCUUGAGAACCACACCCUGUACCUUGUCAGUCAUCACUAAUGGGCCAUACCCCUCUUCAUGAGCAGAAAUUCUUCUUGCCAAAGCACUCAGGCCAUCACUACCAAUUGAUCGGCGUAGGAAAUGGGACCCAUUUGUCAAUUCUCAUCUAAACAGUGGCUCGCUUUAACCUUGAACCUAUAUGUUUUAAACUGGUGUCCUAGAUUCAGCAGUGAGGUUGGUGGCAUUCCAGCUACUAAAGGAGAAGAUGAGUACAUCUGAAGUUCUUUACAACUUGGUGGCUUUGGAGAACUUUCAUCUUCUGAGCAAAGGGACCAGGGUUUGAUAUGUGAGAGUUAAAAGACCGAAAAUCAUUUUGAAGAAUUAACUCAGCCAGGGACCAUCUGAACAGGUUAUAAACCAGGGUGCCCGUGUUAAGGUCCUAGUGCCAUUCUGCCCCCCACCCACAGCUAAGAGACCACAGCAGCAAAGAGACUGGGGUUCAUCCCGCUUUUCCUGCUUGCUCAGCAGCACGUGUAUGCUCCGCUGGGUGGUUGUAGACAGAGCUGCCCACUGUUCCCAACAGACAGCAGCCCAGUGCCAGCCAUGGUCCUAAAAUGCUCCUCUGGCUCAACCGUACCAUAAAACCUGAGUAAAGGCAUAAGCUCAAAAAUGUCAAACCCUCUUUUAGUAAGUCAAUCAGGAAUUUUCUUUUACUGGUGUAUGUGCCCCAGUGGCAAUUCAGAGACGGGUACCCUUAAUGAGUCUCAUGGAACGAACAUCACCAGAGCCAAAAAUCAGGUUCUCUGGUAAGAAGGGGAGAUGGAAGCAAAGUAAAGGGAAAGAGUUGGCACACCUGCAUUUGGGGUGGACACAAAAUUAACCUAAUUUGUAUCCAGUGUUUUGUUGAGUGGGGGGUUGGAGUUUUCUGUAUUAGCCACAUCCUCAGUCAAGUUUCUCCCUUUUUGAGGACACCAAGGAGGAGAAACACCUCUCUUAAGGAGGGCAUGUUUUAAAAGGCAAAGGUAGAGGACAUCCAUCAUUGUGCUGGCUAGAUACACUCCUGGAGAAGCCAGAUUCUGGUGCUUUUAAUGGAAACCAUGAGGUCAUAGAAGUCCCAUUUGCUUGGAGAUUUUGAAAAAGGAAGCCCAUUCCCAUAAAGCAAUUGAGUUCAGCCUUUGGGGUUUUUUUUUUUGGGGGGGCGUUGUUUUGUUUUUCUCUGGGUUUGGGUGUGAUGUAAGAGGAAGAGCUUUUUAGUUUUGUUUUAAGUAACAUCAAUCCUUGCACACUCUAUGCAAAAAUUUUGUAAGCAUUGCAAUAAUGCUAUGAACUACAAGGAACUAUUUUAACUUUAUUACACUUUCUGUAUAAAAAAUUUGUAUUUAAUAUUAUUUCAACUGCAGUCUUGUAAAAUAUA